CGUCGAGCAAGGGAGGGCCAAGCCUUCGUACGGAGCACGCACACGCGUGGCAGACGAGUCCUAACACCGGACCUUACGGCACGCCAUCGCUGCGGCCGGCGCGCUAGUUUCCGGGCGCUGCACAUAUCACAUUGCUCGCAGCGCUGCGCAACGCGACGCAAUGUCCAGCCAGCCAUGGGGCGACAAGCGCUGGAGUAGGGAAACGAAGAGGCGCCGCCUGGCCCAAGCGAGGGCCGUCAUGGACCAGAUCGACGAGAAGUACAAGACGAAGGAGGAGGAGCAGUACCUCGACCCCGACAAGGGCUUCGCGGAACUGCGGGAUCCUACCGCUCCCAGACCGAUCGCCGACGACAAGGACGCCAUCAAGUCCUUUAAGGGAGACUUUGCGUUUCUGGCGCCGGACGCGAAAUGUCGAGUCGCCGUGCCGUCGGCGUUCGGGCCCGUCGCGCUCGACGACGACGUGCCCCCCGAUUCAAAGCCGUAUCCUUCCCUAGAGCACGCGUUCCAGGCCGUGCGGUCCGGCGACGGUGUUUCUGUGAGAGCGUGCGCGACGGCGCGCGACGCCAAGCGCGUCGGCGCCAAAGCAUUCAAAAAAAGGAGUGAUCAAGACGCGUUCCGCGAGAAGGCCGUCGACGUCAUGGAUGCGUUGGUGAGGGACCGCUUCGUGCGGGCCGACCGCGACGCUCUGUGCGCCACGGGGACGCGGCGGCUCCGCCACGGCAACGACUUCGGCGACGGCUACUGGGGCCUCAAGGGCGACGGUUCCGGAAGGAACGAAUUAGGAAAAGCAUUGGAGCGGUGCCGCGAUUUGUGUCAGAACGAAAAAAACUUUUGGCUCGCGUGGUGUUCUGAUAGAGUCUCGAACAUAGAUGAGAGAGACAGCGCCUUCGACGCGUGCUGGCGGCGAGAGGGCGACCAGAAGCUCCAGAUGCUGCCUGCCGUUGAGGAGGCGCUUUCCCUCGUCCUGGGCCGCCGCGAGGACUCGCCGCUGCCGUUGGAUCAUGCGUCCAUCUCGCGCUUCCACGCGUGUGCUGUCAACGCGUGUCCUGGCACGGAAGAAUACGCCCUGGUGGACCUCGGGUCGUCUCAUGGGACCUUCGUGCACCGCAAGGGCCGCUCGCCGAAAAGGCUCGAACCGUUUGUGUUCUAUAGAUUGUCAAAGCGCGACGAGGUCCAGUUCGGGGCGUCUUCCAAAAGAUUUAGGUUGGUCGCGGACUGUGAGAGGCGGCGGCGCAAGGCGGAGCGGCUGGCGGGGCGCAUGGCGGCGGCGCCGGACGACGAGCAGCAGCGAACAAUUGUGGUACGGUCUCUGGCUUAUGAAGCCGACGAGGCCGACGUGAAAAAGCUGUUCCGCCACAUCCCCGACGUCGUCGUUACCCUAGGAAGGGGCAGCGCGACCGUGGUCCUCCCAUCAAAAAACGAUGUUACGCGGGCGCUGGCCUGCGACCUCGAGGAGGUCAAAGGCAGGAAGGUGCGCGUGCGACGGGCAGAAGACUAAGUUUGUAUGAAGCCUAGGGCGCGCACCGCUUUGGGUCGCGCGGGAACAGGGACGCCCUC
Messenger RNA from Pelagomonas calceolata, 1557 nucleotides. NCBI's taxonomy places the organism in Eukaryota, Pelagophyceae, Pelagomonadales, Pelagomonadaceae. The record is from the annotation of a GenBank genome assembly.